Messenger RNA from Oncorhynchus masou masou (cherry salmon), 2621 nucleotides. RefSeq names its product mucin-5AC-like. NCBI's taxonomy places the organism in Eukaryota, Metazoa, Chordata, Actinopteri, Salmoniformes, Salmonidae. Bases 72 to 2621 code for a protein of 849 amino acids. The record is from RefSeq and is a predicted model, not a curated record. The transcript is spliced from 2 exons.
CUACGACAACAACUGCAGCUCCAACUACAACAACUGUAGCUCCAACGACCCCCACAACUGCAGCACCUACAAUGACAACUGUAGCUCCUACGACCACAACUACACCACCUACUUCGACAACUGCUGCAGCAUCUGCUAAAAUAACUACAACUGAUACUCCUACGACAACAUCUGUAGCUCCUAUGACCACUACAAAUGCAGCACCUACUUCGACAACUACAACUGCAGCACCUACUACAACAACUACAACCGAAACUACUACGACAACCACAACAUCUACUACGACAACCACAACUGUAGCUCCUUUGACCACCACAACUGCAGCACCUACUACGACAACUGCAACACCUACUACGACAACACGUACUACGACAACCACAACACCUACUAUGACAACAACUGUAGCUCCAACGACCCCCACAACUGCCGCACUUAUAACGACAACUGUAGCUCCUACGACCACAACCAUACCACCUACUAUGACAACAACAACUGCAUCUCCAACUACAACAACUGUAGCUCCAACGACCCCCACAACUGCAGCACCUACUUCUACAACUGCAGCACCUACUUCAACAACUACAACCGAAGCUGCUACGACAACCACGACUUCAGCGCCGACGACAACCACAACUGCAGCUCCAACUACAGCAUCUGUAGCUCCUAUGACCACUUCAACUGCAGCACCUACUUCAACAACCACUGCAGCUCUUACAACAACUACCCCAGAAGCACCUACUUCGACAACCACUGCAUCUCCUACUACAACAACCACUGCAGCUCGUACAACCAUUACAACAGCAGCACCAACUACAACAACUACAAAUGCAGCUCCUUCGACAACCACAACAGAAGCCCCUACAACAACAACUGAAGCUUCUACGACAACAAAUAUAUCCCCAACCACUACAACGUCAGCAGCUACUGUGAAAAUAACUUCAGCUCCUACUACAACAACUGUAGCUCUUACAACCUCAACGACUGCUUCACAUAAUACAACGAUAACUAAAGCUCCAACGAUAACAACAAUUGCAGCACCAAUUACGACACCUACAUCUGCAGCACCAACUUCGACAACUACAUCUGCAGUACCUACUACGACAACUACAUCUGCAGCACUUACUACGACAAUUACAACUGCAGCACCUACAAAGACAACUGUAGCUCCUAUGACCACUACAACUGCAGCACCUACUUCAACAACUACAAAUGCAGUUAAUACAACAACCACAACUGCAGCUCCUACUACAACAACUUUAGAUCUUUCGACCACAACAGCAGCAGCACCUACAACGACAACUGAAGCUCUUACGAUAACCACAACACCUCCUACGACCAUUACAACAGCAGCAUCUAUAACAACUUUAGCUUCUUCGAAAACAACUAUAUAUCCUACUACCACUACAACUGCAGCAACUACUUCGACAAUCACUACAGCUCCAGCUACAACAUCUUUAGCUCCUACGACCAAUACAACUGCAGAACCUACUUCGACAGUCAAUACAGCUCCAGCUACAACAUCUUUAGCUCCUACGACCACUACAACUGCAGAACCUACUUCAACAACCACUGCAGCUACUACUUCAAAAACCACUGCAGCUCCUACUUUAACAACCACUGCAGCAGCAGCACCUACUACAACAACUACAAAUGCAGUUCCUACGACAACCACAACUGCAGCUUCUACUACAACUUUAGAUCCAACGACCACUACAGCAGAAACACCUACAACGACCACUACAAACGCAGCUCCUACGACAACCACAACUGAUACUACUACUGCAACUUUAGAUUCUACGACCACUAAAACAGCUGCACCUACAACAACAACUGUAGCUUCUAUGACAACAAAUAUAUACCCAACCACUACAAUGUCAGCAGCUACUUCGACAAUCACUUCAGCUCCUUCUACACCAACUAUAACUCUUACAACUACUACGACUGCAGCACAUACUACAACUACAACUGAAGCUCUUACGAUAACCACAACUGCAGCACCUAUUACGACAAUUACAAUCGAAGCUCCUACGACAACCGCAAAUGCAGCACCAACUACAACUGCAGCACCUACUACAACAAUAACAACUGCAGCACUUACUAUGACAACCACAACUGCAGAUCCUACGACAAGCACAACUGCAGCUCCAACUACAACAACUGUAGUUCCUACUACCACCACAACUGCAGCACCUGCAGUGACAUCUGUAGCUCCUACGACCACUACAACUACACCACCUACUUCGCCAACCACUGCAGCAACUGCUAUAAUAACUACAACUGAAGUUCAUAUGACAACAUCUGUAGCUCCUAUGACCACUACAACUGCAGCAUCUACUUCAACAACCACUGCAGCUCUUACAAUCACUACCCCAGCAGCACCUACUAUGACAACAAAUGCACACCACAAAAGCUGCUAUGACAAUCAAUUCAGCUCUUACUACAACAACCAUUGGUCCUACCACCCCUACAAUUACAGCAUCUACUACGACAACAACUGCAGCUUUUACGAAGACCCCAAUUGCAGCUCCUACAACUGCAGCUCCUACAACUGCAGCUCUAACAACUGCAGCUCCAACAACUGCAGCUCCAACAACUGCAGCUCCAACAACUGCGGCUCCUAA